This is a messenger RNA of Megalops cyprinoides (Indo-Pacific tarpon), 2271 nucleotides long. Its product is annotated as specifically androgen-regulated gene protein. NCBI's taxonomy places the organism in Eukaryota, Metazoa, Chordata, Actinopteri, Elopiformes, Megalopidae. The record is from RefSeq and is a predicted model, not a curated record. The coding region runs from base 223 to 1920 and encodes 565 amino acids. The transcript has 4 exons.
UGAUCUCGCUGUUUCACCUGUUCACUUGGGAGCGUUGUGAAACCUAGGACAGCCGAGGUAAGCAGACCUCAAUAGCGACUUUAUGGAAUACCGAUCCUGGUAUAAAUCCCGGAAUUUAUCUUAUCCUAGUGAUAUAGGACUGGUUCUUGGACAGGCUAUCUGCUGCUUUCAGCCAAUCAGCAGAAGCCUUGAAAAGUGAACCCCCACCCUUUGCCCUGUGCGAUGCCUAAGAGUGACACGUGGCCAGGUGGCAUUGCCAUGGAAACGAUGACCAGCAUGGACAGUGCGGGAAGCUGUGACAGUGUGGUCAGCGCCAACUCUGGCUUUAGCGACGACAGCCUGGAGCAUCUGUCCGCCGAAGAGCGGGCAUGUCUCAUGUUCCUGGAGGAGACCAUUGAGUCCCUGGAGGCUGAGGAGGACAGUGGCCUGUCCAACGAUGAGCCCGAUCACCUGCCCGCCCCGGGGAGCCUGGCCGCCAAGGUGGCGAAUCUCUCCUCGUCCGUGAUUCACAACAAGCUGGAUGAUGUGUCAAGAAAUCCCUACGACGAUCCUGUAAGUGAUGCAGAUAAGGACCACAAGCCGCUCCACAGCUACCUUGUCCCCACUCCGCUGGUGCUGGCAAACAGUGGCUGCGCAGUCCUACCUAAACCCAAGCCCGAAGCAGACCCUUCACCGGCCCUCUCCACCUGUCUGACUGACCUACCCCCUGAUAGAGUGGAUCUGGUCUUCCCGCCCAGUAACACCAGCCCCAACAGCAAGCCCAGCAAGGGACACCAAAGGGUCCCAUCUGAGGUUAACGUGGUGGUGAUCCCCCCUCCGUCAGACUUCAGGGAUGAUCCAGUCGAAGUGGAAGACCGCCAGGGAGACAGGAUGACCGUGUCCAAGGGGCCGUUGACCUCCGAUGAGCUGGCACAAAUGCGCAAGAGGGCCUCCCUGAAGAAAGCUCCUCAAGCUUCCCCUGAGAUGAAACACACAGUCAAGCCACUCCCUAUUGACCUGUCCCGCAAUGGUAGCGCCCCUCCUUCUCCCUCAGAGGCCCAGCCCGCACCCCUUCACGAGUCCAGCGAGCCAAAGAUGAGCCCGCCCGCCGUGGCGCCCAAACCGAAGAGGCUGCCCUCCAACAUCAUUCUGAAGACCCACAAGGCCCCCGUCCAUGGCACGGACGCCGGUGCGAGCCAGGCCUGCACGUCGCCCGGUGAGAGGGUCAUGAUGGACCCGCAGAAGGUGAGGAUGGAGGCGCUGAGGAAGCUCGGCCUGCUGAAGGAGGACGAGGCAGACUCUGGUCCCCCCGCCCACAGCCCCCUUCACUCCCCCAAAACCCGCAUGUCCUGGGGGGCGUCCCCUGCCCCGGUCAGCCCCAUCUCCACUGACCCGCCCCGCGGCGAAACGGCCAAAGCCCCGCCCUCGCCGUCCCCUCCGCCCUCUCUGAAGGAGGCCCAGGAUCCUAGAAUAAGCAGAGGGCACCGCGAGCGCUCACAGAGCGACCUGCCCACUGCCAGCAGACCCUCCGUCACAAACCCCCCGGGGGUUAAAUCCGCCACUCUGGAGCGAUCGGGCAUGGGCCUGAGCGGCAGCUCGGCUAGCCCCCCUUCCUCUGACCAGGAUAAGAUCCCGCCCGGGACCGCCAUGGAGCGCUCCCCCUCCCAGCUGCGCCACACUCGGCCCCGCCCAGCCUCUCUGGGGAACGGGAAGGACUUCAGCGUCAUCCAGGGCGACGCCCCCCAGCCGGCCGCCGCCGCCCCCAAAGCCCCAGAGGCAGGGGACGGCAGCCGGUCACUGCCGAGCUUCGUCGCCCCGCCCCACUCCAGCUCCCACAAGCUCCCACGCUCCCAGGGCAUCAGCGUGCUGAUCACCCCCCGCAGCAAGACGGGCGAGGACCGGCGCGAGGCACUGCGCAAACUGGGACUGCUGAAGGACUGAGAGCCGGGGCACGUGCGGGGUGUGGCCACCGCUCACAGGGACAGCCAGUGACGAGGUGGUGCACCGUGACUGUGGGACGUCUGUCCCCACUGACCUAUUUACUGCCUUCACCGACGCUCACCAGAGAGGUGAGAGCCACAGAACUUGUGCAUAUGUACAGAAGAGGUGCCUUUUACUUUGACGGCACCACACUGCUGUCUGCCAGACUGCCUUGGGUGCACAACACGUAUUGUUUAAGAUGUAGAAGUAUGUAAAGUAUGUAUAGCAUUUGUUCGUUACACCUGUUGCACCUCGUCUUGUCUAUGUAUGUACAAUCAAAUGUUAAAUCAAAAAUUUCCUAAAUAAAUAAGA